AUGCCCUCUGCUUUGGGUUUGGCUUUGACUCUGAGCGCUUGGGCAAUUUCAAGCGUACUGUUUGCUACAUUAUCUAGCGCUCAAUACAGUGCAACGUACCUGCCCUCGAAUGUUCCUGCAAAAACAGAGCAAGGACAAGCAGGCACAAACCAAUGUGGGACUGCUUCUAGCCAGACCUCCGAAUGCCAAAAUGCGUACAUCAACUCUGUUACGGACUUCUGUCUCUUCGCUCCACCUAGUCCAGGUCCGGACUCUGUGAUCGGCAAUACGGAGGUAACCAAUUUGAAGAACUUCAUGCGCAUUCAUCUCAUACUUUUCGCACUGAACUUUAAGCGAAUCGAAGUUGCUUGGUGCAUACAGGAUGGCACGGGUGCUCGCCUCAUUCCAGAUGGUGCAAUUAAAGGCGCACACUUCGUCCAAACCCCAGACUUUGUUCAAGUUACAGGUAUAGGUGAUUUAACUUUACUUAAUAUCCCCGCCGGAGACGGAGGAGGAGAGCUGGACCCUCAUGGCGCUGACGGAAACGGCAAUCCCAUCGGCGGCCUGGUUUUCUCAUCUGCAUUUGGCCAGCUGGAGCAAAUUCACGAAUGGACGAAUUUUGUUUCAUCCGAUGAAUUCUGUGUCCGGGCAUGUAAACCCGGGCCUCUGGCGGCGACUUUUUGCCAACAUAUCUACGACGUUAUGGGAUGCGCAUGGAACAUGCCAGCAAAUUACGGCGAGGGCUUUGAGAACUGUCAAGGAGAUAGUGGAGAGCCCAUGGGUGUUUACGGGACGUCAACAUUCCACCAAGGAGAACCAGCGACACCCUCUGCACAUCCAAUUCCGCCAUCUUCCUCGUGCACUCCUUUCAAGACAAUUGGUAAUGGGCUCUUUUUUUCUGGAACCAGUAUCUCCGUGCCUGCCACGCCUACUCCCACCGAGUCCAGCUCUAAGCCCAGCUCGACAGGAUCAAAAAGUGGCACUACUACCUCUCCGAGUAACUCCCUUUCUGGGACCAGCCCUGCAGCAACAAGCUCUGAGACUAGCCCUGCAGCAACGACACCGACUGCGAGCUUGUCGGCCAGUAGUGCAACACGGAUCGUCGGGUGGGAACACCUCACUUUCACUAUGGGGCUAACAGCUGCCUCCACCAUCGCUGCCGUGCUCAUGGUGUGA
Psilocybe cubensis is the source of this 1155-nucleotide messenger RNA. RefSeq lists its product as uncharacterized. The transcript is spliced from 10 exons. Lineage: Eukaryota; Fungi; Basidiomycota; Agaricomycetes; Agaricales; Agrocybaceae. Bases 1 to 1155 code for a protein of 384 amino acids. The record is from RefSeq and is a predicted model, not a curated record.